GAAAUCCACGUUUUCUUUACUAGAUUUGUACAAAACUACCAUACCAAGUUCAAAAUAUCAUCUUUUUAAUACACCCAUUUUUAAAAAGAUUGCAUUUUUAGUACAUAUAAAAGCUCUGCUGAUACAAACAUUACCCAAAGACUUGUAUGUUUCAGCCUUUAAGUCAAUUGUAACUGGUGUAGCCUGAACUCUCUUUGAUUGAGCAGUGCUUAUCUUGGAAGUUAGUGGAGAGGAGCCAAUGUUGCUUCAUCUCUUAUUUUCGGUAUCUCUCUUUUUGACAUUUAUAGACAAUGGCAGUGCGGGUCUAACAAGUGCAUUCGUUCGAACUCAGUUUCCUUCUGUGGAUAUUCCCCUCGAAAACGAAGCACUUGCAGUCCCACAGGGUUAUAACGCUCCACAGCAAGUGCAUAUUACACAGGGCGACUACCACGGGAAGGCUGUCAUAAUCUCAUGGGUUACUGUUGAUGAACCGGGGUCUAGCCAAGUGCGAUAUGGCUUAUCUGAGGGGAACUAUGAUUUUAUUGCUGAGGGGACUCUAACAAACUACACAUUCUACAAAUACAAGUCCGGUUAUAUACACCAGUGCCUUGUAACUGGCCUUCAGUAUGACACGAAGUACUACUAUGAAAUUGGAAAAGGCAAUUCUGCUCGGAAGUUUUGGUUUGAAACUCCUCCAAAAGUUGAUUCAGAUGCUUCUUACAAAUUUGGCAUCAUAGGCGAUCUUGGUCAAACAUAUAAUUCUCUUUCAACCCUUCAGCAUUAUAUGCAAAGUGGAGCAAAGUGUGUCUUGUUUGUUGGAGAUCUAUCUUAUGCUGACAGAUAUCAGUAUAACGAUGUCGGAGUCCGCUGGGAUACAUUUGGCCGCUUAAUUGAGCAAAGUGCAGCAUACCACCCAUGGAUUUGGUCUGCUGGGAAUCAUGAGAUCGAUUACUUUCCGUAUAUGGGGGAAGUAGUUCCAUUCAGAUCAUUUCUAAAUAGAUACCCUACACCUUAUAAAGCUUCAAAAAGCAGUAAUCCCCUUUGGUAUGCCGUCAAAAGGGCAUCUGCUCACAUAAUUGUCCUAUCAAGCUAUUCCCCUUUUGUAAAAUAUACUCCUCAAUGGCAUUGGCUGAAACAGGAACUUAAAAAAGUGAACAGAGAGGAAACUCCUUGGCUUAUAGUCCUUAUGCAUGUUCCUCUCUACAACAGUAAUGAAGCCCAUUUCAUGGAAGGGGAAAGCAUGAGAUCCGCCUAUGAAAGAUGGUUUGUCAAAUACAGAGUUGAUGUGAUCUUUGCUGGUCAUGUCCAUGCCUAUGAAAGAUCAUAUCGCAUAUCCAAUAUACACUACAAUGUCUCGAGUGGUGAUGCUUAUCCCGUACCAGAUAAAAGAGCUCCUGUUUACAUAACUGUUGGUGAUGGAGGAAAUUGCGAAGGUCUUGCUUCAAGAUUUAGAGAUCCCCAGCCAGAAUAUUCUGCUUUCCGUGAAGCCAGUUAUGGUCAUUCGACACUAGAGAUCAAGAAUAGAACACAUGCAUUCUACCACUGGAACCGAAAUGACGAUGGAAAUAAAGUUACAACCGACUCGUUCACAUUGCAGAACCAGUAUUGGGGAAGUGGUCGUCGCAGGAGGAAGUUGAAGAAGAAUCAUCUAAACUCUGUCAUUUCGGAAAGGGCCUCCACUGCACGAAUCUGAAACGCAGUUUUUUCAAGCAUGUUCUCAAACUAUGGGUAAUUUAAUGCCAUGAUCCUACUAUGCAGUUUGAAAAAUUGAUCCACUUUGUUGGAGAGUGGGUCCGAAUAGCUAUUUUCCCAGUGUAUUGGUCAUGUAAAAUAAGAGUUUAUGCUGUUUAUUUAUGGCAACAUCAUGUCAUUAUGGAAGUAUUAAGCCCUUGUAAAUUUGAAAUAGCUACAUAUUCAAUUUU
Molecule: messenger RNA, 1901 nt
Organism: Lycium ferocissimum
Lineage: Eukaryota; Viridiplantae; Streptophyta; Magnoliopsida; Solanales; Solanaceae
Product: bifunctional purple acid phosphatase 26
Exons: 10
Coding region: 239-1672 (477 amino acids)
Molecular function (GO): acid phosphatase activity; metal ion binding
Source: RefSeq, a predicted model, not a curated record